Bombina bombina (fire-bellied toad) is the source of this 1987-nucleotide messenger RNA. Its product is annotated as resuscitation-promoting factor RpfA-like. The transcript is spliced from 2 exons. Lineage: Eukaryota; Metazoa; Chordata; Amphibia; Anura; Bombinatoridae. Bases 1013 to 1750 code for a protein of 245 amino acids. The record is from RefSeq and is a predicted model, not a curated record.
UAUGAUCUUAUCACCCCUGUGCAGACUUACUAGGGGCAGAUAUGUAGCAGGGUCAUGUUUAUAAAGCCUGUAGUGUGCACUUAUAAUUCUAAUGAUGGGAAAACCCACAAUUUCCUUAGUUUAAUCCUUUAAGGACCACAGCACUUUUCCAUUUUCUGACCAUUUGGGACCAAGGCUAUUUUUACAUUUUUGCUAUGUUUGUGUUUAGCUGUAAUUUUCCUCUUACUCAUUUACUGUACCCCCACAUAUUACACAGCAGUUAAGGUGUUAAUUUUAGCUUUAGUGUAGGGAUCAGCCUCCCACCUGACACAUCCUGACCCCCCUCAAACAGCUUCCUUCCCUUCCCCACCCCACAAUUGUCACCGCCAUCUUAAGUACUGGCAGAGAGCAGGCACAUCUAGGAGAGGGACAGAGGGUGCACAUGGGGACAGAAGAGGGGAGAAGGGAAAGGAUAGGGAGGAACCCACACCAGGAACAUCACAGGGAGAAAGUCAAGUGUCCAUGGAGGAUGAGAGGCUGAGAUGUCCCAACUUCUCAUUUGCUGAAAAUGUUGACCUUGUCCAGGCCAUCAUGGACAAUUACAGUGACCUCUUCGGGCAGGAGAAGGGCAAAGGCAUUGCCAAAAAGAGAAAAACGGCAUGGUUGGUGGUAGAGGAUGCCGUCAACAGUGUGGCCCUGCAAAGGAGGACUGUUGAGGGCCUUAAAAAAUGCUAGAAUUACUACAAGAGGCAGGUCAAAGAAAAGAUGGGGCAGGCAGCUAUGCACCAGAAGAGAACAGGAGAUGAUACGCAGGUCCCUGAGUAUCACAGCAGUCUGUGGACUUCCAGGGGCUCAUGACUCAGGGGCUGCAACCACAGCACAUCAUGCUGAACCUCCUGUUACGAGGAUACAAAUAUCCAUGCCUCCACCACCACCAGUCUUCAGGUAACCGCAAGAACAGUAUGCUCCCAGGCAUGAGCAUGGUUGGAUGGCUCAGUUAAGGACUUGGGAGUGAUGCCACCACCAUUGCCAUAUGACCCCUGGCAAGAUUCCUGGCCAGAGGAAUAGCCUCCCUUUGGCUUUGAGGGGGAGCCAAGACAGCCACAAAGGGUCCAUGUUUUUACCCCCCCCCCCCACAAGACAAUCUCAUGGCAGUCAUGGAUUUUACCCACAGACUAUGUCACAAGAAGUGCCAAUUGGACAGGCUGAGUUGUCACACACUGGUCAUCAGUGGGACUAUCAAUCAACCAUGAGAGCUCCACCAUCCUCAUCACGUGGACGAGCUCCACCAUCUGCAGAUGGAAAUAUAGCAGAAACUACAGCUGCACCUCAAGCACCAUCAGAUGCAGCUGAACUUGCACCACAAGAACCAUUGGUUGCAGCUGAACCUGCCCCACAAGAACCAGCAGAUGUAGCUGAACCUGCCCCACAAGAACCAGCAGAUGUAGCUGAACCUGCCCCUCAAGAACCAGCAGAUGUAGCUGAACCUGCCCCACAAGAACCAGCAGAUGUAGCUGACCCUGCACCUCAAGCACCAGCAGAUGCAGGUGACCCUGCCCCACAAGCAACUAGAAGCCCUGCUGCUCAAGAGCCUGUGGAUGCAUUGUAUUCUCCCCUGGGUGAGGAAUACAUUGCACUCCAGAGGAGGCUCAUAACAAGCCCCGAGAGCAUGCAAAGAGGCCAAGAGAGGUUCUUCAGGAACCAAGAAAGGUUCAUCAUCGUUAAGUGCAAGUGUUCAGAACCAGUCACAGAUUAUGUGAAUUCUGUCUGAUACAAAGAUGUAAAUGGACAAUAGAUUGAGAGAACAAAAUCAACUCUUGGGUGUGUUGGUUGAGCACUUUACACACCAGCAGGACACUGCCUCCAGCCUAUCAUCUGUGGCCAGCACACCAGCAGAAACACCAGAAUCUUCUCAAACCAGGAGAACAAGGAAAUCCACUACAGGCACCUCAGCUCCCUCAUCCAAGAAGCAAAAAAAAUAAAUAAUAUUCUUAUAGUUCACCAUAAA